AUGGCCGCGCACCUGGUUCGCCGCUGCUGCCGGCGGCUGCUGCUGCUGCCGGGGCCCGGCGCGGGGCCCGCCCUGCGCACCGGCCCGGCCCGGGCCGCCGAGGAGCCGCGGGCGCGGCCCGAGGGCGAGGAGCAGCAGCUGCGGGAGCUGAUCCGGGCGGCGGGCAGCGCGCAGGAGCUGCUGCAGCUGGGCCGCGACUCCGCCCUGAGCAGCAACCUGGCGGCGCUGGCCAUCGGGCGGCUGGCGCGGCUGAGCGCCGAGCAGCGCCUGGACACCGAGAGCCUGCGCGGGGACCCGCGCUUCCAGCGCCUCCUGGGGACCCUCGAUGCACAGAUCUCGCAGGUGUGGAACUCGUCGCUGCUGCAGCUGCUGCGCGUGCUGCCGGCGCUGGGGCUGCCGCGGGGCGGGCGCCAGGUGCGCUCGGUGGAGCAGGAGGUGCUGUGGCGGCUGCGGCGCCUGCCCCUGCGGCAGCUGGUGCAGCUGGCCGAGCAGCUGGCGGGGCAGGGCCCCCCGGGGCCGCUGCUGCCCGAGGUGCUGCGCAAGCUGGAGCUGCGCUGGACCGAGCUCGAGGGCACCCGCACCGUGGUGACGCUCAUGGCCAAGGUGGGACACCUGUCCCCCGCCCUGAUGGAGCGCCUGGAGGACAAGGCCCUGGAGCUGGCAGAGCAGUUUGACCCUGUCUCACCUGUCCUGUCCCCCAGGCCCUGGAGCUGGCAGAGCAGUUUGACCCCGACGAGCUGCCCCUGGCUGCGGGCCCUGAGCUACCACCUGCUGCAGAAACCUGCUGAGCUGCCCCUGCCCCCAGCUGUCCCCCCUGGCACAGGCAAGCUGAGCUUCCAGCAGCCGCAGGUGCUGCACCGCCUGGCCCUGGAGCUGCAGCCUCACCUGGGCAGCCUGAGCCCGGCUCAGGUGCUGCGCUGUGCCCGCUCCUUCGCCAGCCUGCGCUGGCUCAGCCGGCCCCUCGCCGAGGCCAUGGCCCAGUACUGCCUGGAUAACACUCAGGACCUGUCCAGCACCCAGCCCCACAUUCCCAUUUUCCCAUUUUUCCCGUUUUUCCCGCAGUACUGCCUGGAUAACACUCAGGACCUGUCCAUCACCCAGCCCCACAUUCCCAUUUUCCCAUUUUUCCCGUUUUUCCCGCAGUACUGCCUGGAUAACACUCAGGACCUGUCCAGCACCCAGCUCUGCGGGAUCCUCGUCUCCUUCGCCCGCCUCAACUUCCAGCCCAGCUCCAGCGAGGAGUUCUUCUCCAUGAUCCACGAGCGGCUGCAGGGGCAGGAGCCGCAGCUGGACGUGCACCUGCUGACAGACGUGGUGUGGUCCCUGUGCGUCCUGCAGCAGCCCCGGGCCCCCCACCUGCGCCAGCUGCUGUCCCCCGAGUUCCAGGCCCGGCUGCGAGGUGACAGCUCCCCGCGGGCAGAGAGCUCGUGGCUGAAGCUGCUGCACAUCAACGCCACAGCCAGGCUAGAGGUGCCAGGCUACGAGGGGCCCUUCCUGCCCCCCGAGCUGCUGGGGGGGCACGGGGACAGGGACAAGGACAAGGAGAAGGCCACCCCCCUGCAGCGGUGGCUGCGGGAGGCACUGCCGGGGGCACUGGGGGGCCCCGACCUCGUCAGGUACAACGUGAGCACCGUGUACGGCUGGGACAUCGAUGCCGAGGCGGUGCUGGACAGUGACAACAAACCUCUGCCCGUGAGGGAGUACGCUGCCCCCCACCUGUCCCACUCUGAGGGGACAAAGCCACUGCCACCGGGGGCCAGGAGGGUGGCCGUGCUCAGUGUCUGUCCCUGUCCCUGUGCCCAGGGUGGCCGGCUCAGUGCUGUCCUGUCUGUGCAGGGUGCCCAUGCUCAGUGUGUCUGCUGUGCCAGGGUGGCCGUGCUGGCGGCUGCCACAGUUCAGCUCACGCCGGGAGCUGCUGGGCCGGGCCUGUCGCGCCCAGGCACCUCCGAGCCGGCGCUCCUGCUGGCCGAGGUGCCACACUACGAGUUCCUGGAGCUGAAGCUGGAGCGGCAGCGCGUGGCCUACCUGAAGGACAAGGUGGCCAAGGCCCUGGCCAGUGACGCGGCAGAGGACACUGCAGGGGACACGGCCACCUAGCCCGCCUCACCUCAUCGGGUGGCCCUGUCCCUGUGCCAGUGUGAGCAGGUCACCGUGCUGAGGUGGCCCCGUGCCUGAGCCCAGGUGGCCACAUCACCACAGCGAGGUGGCCGUGUCACCAGGUCACCGUGCCUGGGUGGCAAUGUCACCACAGCGAGGUGGCCGUGUCACCAGGUCACCGUGCCCGGGUGGGACCCCACAGUGAGGUCCCCGUGUCCCUGUGUGACUGCUGCUCCGUGUCACCAACAGCUCAAAUAAACACAGAACUGUA
Messenger RNA from Camarhynchus parvulus, 2368 nucleotides. RefSeq names its product transforming growth factor beta regulator 4 (gene FASTKD4). The transcript is spliced from 11 exons. Gene Ontology annotation, cellular component: mitochondrial matrix; ribonucleoprotein granule. Gene Ontology annotation, molecular function: RNA binding. Bases 1 to 2097 code for a protein of 698 amino acids. Gene Ontology annotation, biological process: mitochondrial RNA processing; regulation of mitochondrial mRNA stability. The record is from RefSeq and is a predicted model, not a curated record. Lineage: Eukaryota; Metazoa; Chordata; Aves; Passeriformes; Thraupidae.